Messenger RNA from Rana temporaria (common frog), 5657 nucleotides. It is a transcript of the gene STXBP5L, whose product is annotated as syntaxin binding protein 5 like. Gene Ontology annotation, molecular function: myosin II binding; GTPase activator activity; syntaxin binding. The transcript is spliced from 29 exons. The coding region runs from base 931 to 4686 and encodes 1251 amino acids. NCBI's taxonomy places the organism in Eukaryota, Metazoa, Chordata, Amphibia, Anura, Ranidae. Gene Ontology annotation, cellular component: SNARE complex; plasma membrane; cytoplasm. Gene Ontology annotation, biological process: regulation of exocytosis; regulation of protein secretion. The record is from RefSeq and is a predicted model, not a curated record.
GGGGGUGGGGGGUUGUUUGUGUAGAAUAAUAUAUUGAGCCGUCCGGGCUCCAGACUAUACUCCUGCGCCCCGGAGAGAGAUCUUGUGUUUGGGGGGAGGCCAUGCGUAGAGUUCAUCAACGCUUUACGGGGCAGUUUUUUUUUUACGCAUUUAAGGGUCUCGAGUUUUUGGAUGGAAGAAAAGCAAAAGCAAUGAUGGGAUAAAUGGUGCGUUGGAAGAAAAGAUACGGUGUCGGAGAAUAGUCUAUUUCUUCUGCUGUAAUACAUAGAGGACCGAUCGAUUUUUAUUCGAUCAUUUUUAUUGAUGACAACCUAAAUACCGGAAUACACAACGCCCGUAGAUGCGGGAUUUUAUCGCAAGGACUUGGGCUGGAACCUCGUCUACAGAAAGCAUUACAUACAUGCGUUAUCUGUAAGGUGGGAUAAAGCCAGGACAGCAAUCAUCAGCAAGUCCCCCCCCCCCUAUAGACUCUGGAUCUUUUAUAUAAGACUCUACAUCGAAUCUUAUUUCAUCGAUUAAAACUGAAUAUUAUUUUUUUUUUACAAAACGCCAAAAAAACCGACACAAACUACGGAUUCUUCCAACCACAUAUAGUCCUCCAAAUCUUCGUCCUCCAAAUUUUCUUUUUGUGCCUUUUUUUUCUUUCCCGUAAACAUUUAAAGUCGUUUGGAAUUGACUUCCGUUUUCCCGUAAACAUUUAAAAAGUCGUUUGGAAUUGACUUCCGUUUUCCGUAAACAUUUAAAAAGUCGUUUGGAAUUGACUUCCAUUUUCCGUAAACAUUUAAAAAGUCGUUUUGGAAUUGACUUCCGUUUUCCGUAAACAUUUCAAAGUCGUUUGGAAUCGACUUCCGUUUUCCCGUAAACAUUUAAAAAGUCGUUUUGGAAUUGACUUCCGUUUUUUAUUUUAUUUUUUUUUUCUCCUUCGAGGGAAUGCACAUUGGGGCUCAGUUUACGAGGAUGAAGAAGAUCUUCAAAGUUCUGGACGGUUUUACGGCCUCGUCGCCGACCGGUGGAGGCGCCGGGGUUGGCGGCGGCGGACCAGGCGGGGGAUGUUCGCUUUAUCCGUCUGGAUCGCUCGGAUCUGUCCUGUCCCCCAGGGAAACGGAAAUACCGGAGAGCCUGACCUCCGAGCAGUUCCAUGUCUGCAAGACUGUUCGGCACGGAUUUCCUUACCAGCCCACGGCUUUAGCCUUCGAUCCGGUUCAGAAAGUUCUGGCGGUCGGGACAAGGAAUGGCGGAGUGCGCAUACUGGGCCGGCCGGGCGUUGAUUGCCAUUGUCAGCAUGACAGCGGAGCAGCCGUCCUGCAUCUCCAGUUCCUUAUCAACGAGGGUGCCUUGGUCACUGCAUGUGCCGACGAGACUCUUCACUUAUGGAACCUGAGACAGAAGAGGCCAGCUGUUCUACAUUCCCUUAAAUUUAACAAAGAAAGGAUUACGUGCUGCCACCUGCCUUUCCAGAGUAAAUGGCUCUAUGUGGGGACGGAGAGAGGAAACACGCACAUUGUAAAUAUCGAAUCCUUCAUCCUGUCCGGAUACGUCGUCAUGUGGAACAAGGCAAUAGAGCUAUCUACCAAGACUCACCCGGGGCCGGUUGUACAUUUAAGUGACACGCCAAGAGAUGAAGGAAAGUUACUCAUAGGAUAUGAAAGUGGGACAAUUGUACUUUGGGACUUGAAAUCUAAAAGAGCUGAACUCCGGUUUUACUAUGAUGAGGCAAUCCAUUCUAUAGGCUGGCACCAUGAAGGACGUCAGUUCAUGUGCAGUCACUCGGACGGCAGCCUCACUGUAUGGAACAUGAAGAACCCUGCCAGGCCCUUUCAAGUCACUAUUCCCCAUGGGAAGAAUCAAAAAGAUGGAAGGAAACCUGAAUCCUGUAGACCGAUAUUAAAGGUUGAAUACAAAACCUGUAAGAACAGCGAGCCGUUCAUCAUAUUCUCCGGAGGCUUGUCCUACGAUAAAGCCAGCAGAAGACCGAGUCUGACCAUCAUGCACGGAAAGGCCAUCACCGUCCUGGAGAUGGAUCACCCCAUUGUGGACUUUUUAACCCUUUGUGAAACGCCCUAUUCAAAUGAAUUCCAGGAACCGUACGCCGUGGCCGUGUUGAUGGAGAGGGAUCUUAUCGUGGUCGAUCUCACACAGAGCAAUUUUCCGAUCUUUGAGAACCCGUACUCCAUGGACGUCCAUGAGUCUCCUGUGACCUGUACGGAGUAUUUCGCAGACUGCCCCCCUGACCUGAUCCCGGUGCUCUAUUCUGUCGGAGCAAAGAACAAAAAGCAAGGAUACAGCAACAAGGUAUGGCCGCUAACAGGAGGAAUAUGGAACCUUGGAACUACAGCCUACCCAGAAAUGAUUGUUACAGGGCAUGCCGAUGGAUCGGUCAAAUUCUGGGACGCAUCUGCAAUCAGCUUACAGAUGCUGUACAAGCUGAAGACCUCCAAGGUGUUCGAGAAGCAGAAGGUGGGAGAAGGGAAGCAGACCGCCGAGAUAGUAGAGGACGAUCCUUUCGCCAUCCAGGCCAUGUCAUGGUGCCCAGAGAGCAGGAUCUUCUGCGUGGCCGGAGUGUCGGCCUAUGUCAUCCUCUACAGAUUCAGCAAGCAUGAAGUGAUCACGGAAAUUGUGUCCUUGGAAGCACGACUGCUGUGCGAGAUUGAGGAAAUGAUGACUCCCGACCCAGACAGUGUCCUUCCUUUCCCUGAACCCACAUCCCAACCCCUGUCCAUGAAGAGCAGGAUGUUGGCUGGCAGUGCCAAUACUGUCACCAAUGAGGGGCCUCCAAAGGACAGUAUACCAUGUCUGAGUGUGAAGAGCCGACCAGUGAGGAUGCCCCCGGGGUACCAGGCAGACCUUGUAGUCCAGCUUGUGUGGGUGGAUGGAGAACCUCCGCAACAGAUCACCAGCCUAGCUGUGAGCUCCGCCUAUGGACUAAUUGCCUUCGGAAACGGUACCGGAUUGGCCGUUGUAGAUUACAUUCAGAAAACCAUCUUGCUCAGCAUGGGGACGGUGGAACUAUACGGGACAAGCGAUCCGUACCAGCGCCAGCCACGCUCUCCGCGCAAGAGUAAGCAGUUCAAUGCAGACAACUUUUGCAUGCGUGGCCUGUCUAAUUUUUACCCAGAUUUAACGAAACGGAUCCGUACUUCCUAUCAGAGUCUACAAGAACUCACAGACAGCCCCGUGUCCCUGGACCUGGAUCGCUGCAAGUCCCCAACUUCAGUUAAAGGAUCAAGAAAGUUAAGUCUGCCAACAGAUCUUAAGACUGAUCUUGAUCACGUGAAUGGCCACUGUACGAGUCCAACAUCGCAGACCUGCAGUUCAGGCAAACGCAUCUCCAGCGCUGAUGCAGCGAAGUCCAACAGGAGGGGUCCCGGAAGACCACCUUUCCGGAAAGCCCAGUCUGCAGCAUGCAUGGAGAUAACGCUCCCCGUCACCAAUGAAGCAGUAGGUUACAUAUCCAGGCGGACAAUGCUUCAUCAAUUACAUGGAGUCAGUGUAUUCUCAAAUGACGAGUACCACUAUUCUUCUUCUAACUCGUGGCCAGAGAAAGAAAGUCGGGAGAGCUCCUUCAGCCGAUCUCGCAGCUCCAGCGUGUCAAGCAUUGAUAAGGAGACCAGAGAGGCCAUCACAGCCCUGUACUUCAUGGAGUCCUUCUCUCGAAAGAAUGAUCCGUCACCCUCACCGUGCCUCUGGGUGGGGACCAGCCUGGGAAUGGUGCUGAUCAUAUCUCUGAACGUUCCCGCAAGUGAGGAGCAGAGACAGGCAGAGCCGGUGGUGGUCACUCCAAGCGGUACCGUACUCACACUGAAGGGGGCAGUGCUGACCUUCUCCUGCCUGGACUGUAUGGGAUCUUUAAUCCGCCCAUCCUACGAAGUCUGGAGGGACCCAAACAGCACGGACGACAACGAGAAGACGAGGAAGAGGAAACUGGUGGCGUUCUCUCCAUCCUCCUCGCAGGAUAUGAGCGAUCACCAGUUCGCCGUGGUCUGCUCAGAAAAGCAAGCCAAAGUUUUCUCUCUGCCUUCCCAGACGUGUCUGUACGUCCACAACAUUACCGAGACCUCCUUCCUCCUGCGGGCCGACGUGGUCACCAUGUGCAACAACGUCCUGCUGGCCUGUUUCUGUGCCAAUGGGCAUAUCAUGACAAUAAGCCUGCCCAGCCUGCGUCCUCUGCUAGAUGUCAAUUACUUACCUCUGACGGAUAUGAGGAUAGCCAGGACCUUCUGCUUCGCUAAUGGCGGCCAGGCGCUGUACCUGUGUUCUUCCAGUGAGAUCCAAAGAAUAACGUACAGCCAGGAAAUGUGCGACAGUCUGCAGGAAAUGCUGGGGGACCUCUUCUCGCCGGUGGAGACCCCAGAAGCUCAGAACCGAGGAUUCCUGAAAGGACUGUUUGGCGGAAGCGGGCAAACCUUAGACAGGGAAGAACUUUUCGGUGAAGCCACAUCCGGAAAAGCCUCCCGCGGCUUGGCACAGCACAUCCCCGGACAGGGCGGGAUAGAGGGAGUGAAGGGAGCAGCCACUGGAGUGGCUGCCGAUUUGCAUAGAGCUCGUAUCGCACUGGAUGAAAGAGGACAGCGUCUGGGCGAGCUGGAGGACAAGACAGAACGCAUGUUGUCCAGUGCAGAAGCUUUCUCUAAACAUGCACAUGGGCUGAUGGUUAAACACAGGGACAAGAAGUGGUACCAGUUAUAAGUUGUGGGAGUUCAGAGAGGCCUGACAAGUUUCGUCCUAUCGUGGACUUGCGAACGACCCCCCCUCAAAUCGAUGGCUAAACUCCAGCAUUCUCCAGCAACACAGAAAGCAGCACGCCAUGGUCCCCCCCACCCCCCCCCCACACACAGGGAAAGCGUGUUGAGCACUGAAUGGACAGACUGUGCAACAGGAACUGCACCCCUAGUGACCCCCUCCCCUGCGGAGCCACUACAAUAAACAGAACCUUGGGGGAGGGGAGGGUUACACUCUCUACAAGGACUUUUCAAUAUAGAUUCUCAAGAGGGCAUGUCAACUUUUUUUUUUUAAAUGUUUUCUGAAAACAAAAAAAGAAAAAAAAUAUAUAUAAGUGUCCUGUACAAACCUAGGCUAUAUUCGCACUUCUGGUGACAAACUACGCAGAAGUAGAAUCCUUAUUUGCAUGACAAGAACAGACGCAUGCUGUGGAGGAAGGAAAGGGGUGAUAGCAGGUUGGACGGACGAUGACGCCGGCGGCGGCCAGUGCUCAGACAGUAUUUUUUUUUUUUCAUUUUGUGCGCCUAGUCCUUGCUGUUUCAUUUAGCGCUUUGUCUUUGCUGCACUUAGAGCCUUCAUUGCGUUGUUUCCCCCGGAAGCGCAAGGGGGGAAUGCCAGCGCAGAAGGGGGCGUUUUAUUUUUCAGUGUGCGGAGUUGUACAGAUGUAUAAAACAAAAAAGAUAGAGAGAAAUUAUUGUAAAAUCCCGGAUGCUGGGCUGCACACUAUCCUGUACCAAACGACUUCUUAUGUAAAGGAAACCCCCCCCCGGGUCCCGCGAGCCUACGCUGUAUGUAAGUGACCGCGGCGGGGGAACGCCGGCGCGUUUUACAAAAGAGGUAAGGUAGCUGUCGCCCGCUCCUUUCAAUAGAAUAGUUCUACAAAAAAGCAAAAAUUGUAUGUGUUUGAAAAUUAAAGUGUAAUUUGACAUCCCUAUGAA